Messenger RNA from Mauremys mutica (yellowpond turtle), 966 nucleotides. Its product is annotated as claw keratin-like. The coding region runs from base 472 to 966 and encodes 164 amino acids. The record is from RefSeq and is a predicted model, not a curated record. Gene Ontology annotation, molecular function: structural constituent of cytoskeleton. The transcript is spliced from 3 exons. Gene Ontology annotation, cellular component: intermediate filament. Lineage: Eukaryota; Metazoa; Chordata; Testudines; Geoemydidae.
CAGCUAAUUAAACAACUGAAAACUGUAUGGGCCAGCUACAUUCCUGGGCUUAUUCUACUGACUUCACUGAUGCUGCAGGGGGAUAUUCAGAAGCCUUGAAAGGGAACUGUCCAAUGUAGUUCAGGAGCACUGCACCAAUAAUGUCAUUGGAAUGACACAAGAAAUGCAGUUGGCCUGUACAAUUUUAAGAUGAAAGACAACUGAAGAGUGCAAUGUGCAUGUCACACCCUCUGAGGCUGAGAUUAGCCCAAUAAUCACCAACGCUAAGGAAAACAGCUCCAUACAAAGGAGGACUUAUGAAGGCAAUUAAGUUUGUUUGGUAACUAAUUAGGACCUCCUCCACAAACAGCAUCGCAGAUCCUCCAGGCAGUCCUAGGAACUGUAUAAAAGCGCUCACCACUCAGGGCUCUUCUAAGCACUUCUCCAGACUUCAUCUCCUCGGUGAACCGGGUUUACCUCCGUCCCAGAAAGAUGACUUUCUCCAGCCUCUGCUAUCCAGAAUGUGGGGUGGCCCGACCCAGUCCAGUUACUGGCAGCGCCAACGAGCCGUGCGUUAGGCAGUGCCCUGACUCCGAAGUGAUGAUCAAUCCCUCACCGGUUGUUGUGACCCUUCCAGGACCAAUUCUCAGCAAUUUCCCUCAGCAGAGUGACGUGGGAGCCGUAGGAGCACCUGUGGUUGGAGCCGGUUUCGGGGGCUCAUUCGGUUUGGGGGGAUUGUACGGCUAUGGAGGCCAUUACGGAGGAUUGUAUGGUUUAGGGAGAUUAGGUGGUUACGGGGGCCUUUAUGGUUACGGGGGAUUAUUGGGCCAUGGGGGAUACUGUGGUUACCCGGGUCUUUAUGGUUAUGGGGGAUUAUUGGGCUAUGGGGGACGCUGCGGUUACCCAGGCCUUUAUGGUUAUGGGGGAUUAUGGGGAUAUGGGGGAUAUGGCCGUAGGUAUCUUGGUGGAUACUGUGGGCCAUGUUAA